AUGAAUGGCCCGGUCCAAGCCGGCGGUGUGAUAGGCGCAAUGCUGCUGCCCACGGUUGCGGACAAAUGGGUACGCAAGUGGGCGUGCGCUGUGUCGGCCGCCCUAGAGAUUCUUUCUGGUGCUAUCAUGGCAGCAUCUGUGAAUGUUGGAGUGUUUAUAGCCUUCAGGUUUGUGGCAGGAGCUGCGGUCUUCAUGAUCCUCGCUGCUGUGCCAAUUCUCAUGAAUGAGAUUGUGCCGGUUCAUAUUCGAGGUGCUCCGGUGGACGUCCAUGGUGUUAUGUUGGUGCUUGGUUACAUCAUACAGGGAUCGCCCACCGCAUUCGAGACCAUCAGGUGGAAAUUAUACCUCUGCUUCAUCGUCCCUGGUACUAUCGGCGCAGUCGUGGUGUGGUUCUGGUUUCCGGAGACAAACGGCCUACCGUUAGAGGAGGUAGCAGCCCUUUUCGGCGAUGCAGAUGAGGUGGCUAUCUACCAGCGCGACAUCAAAGUUGACUUCGCAACGCACAUAAUUGUGGAACACCAUGCUGGAGACCCCCGGGGAGGGGGGGAGGUCGCGUAA
Cladophialophora carrionii CBS 160.54 is the source of this 558-nucleotide messenger RNA. RefSeq lists its product as uncharacterized. The transcript is spliced from 4 exons. Gene Ontology annotation, biological process: transmembrane transport; carbohydrate transport. The record is from RefSeq and is a predicted model, not a curated record. NCBI's taxonomy places the organism in Eukaryota, Fungi, Ascomycota, Eurotiomycetes, Chaetothyriales, Herpotrichiellaceae. The coding region runs from base 1 to 558 and encodes 185 amino acids. Gene Ontology annotation, molecular function: carbohydrate:proton symporter activity. Gene Ontology annotation, cellular component: membrane.